UGGGCAAGGUUUGACGACAUAUAUAGUACUUGGGUCAGUCCUCCUUGGUUGUUCGAACCCUAUGCAGAAGAUCGGAGGCAGUCAUAUGUACGAUGACGCCUGAGCGACUUGGAGUUUUGUUUCUCCGUGAACGAUCGAUCCGAUCCCGAGAUCUCUGCUCUCUGGUUGAUUUCGGUAAGGAUAACCCUAUUGUUAACUCUGAAAUCGUUGCCUCCAAUCCAGAUCCAGACAUCGAAAGGAGUAAUAAUUCAUACGAACACUGGAUCAAUAGAUUGACCCAGGCAUUCAAUGCUUUGGGAGGAGAGUCAUGGCUGUUGGAGCAGAGAGACACGCUCGAUGUAUCAGACGAAGACGAGGAGGAAGUCAUUUUCGCCACCAAAUCCUCGACGCUCAGCUUGGGCGUGUCGAGCGGGGAGAGCCAAGAAGAUGAAGAAGAAGGUGACGACGACAAGGAGGAAGCCACAGUGUCUACAGCUGCGCGGUCGAAGAAGAAGCCAGCGAAGAAAGGGGAGAAGGGCAGACGCCCAGGAUAA
Aspergillus wentii DTO 134E9 is the source of this 533-nucleotide messenger RNA. RefSeq lists its product as uncharacterized. The coding region runs from base 93 to 533 and encodes 146 amino acids. The transcript is spliced from 2 exons. NCBI's taxonomy places the organism in Eukaryota, Fungi, Ascomycota, Eurotiomycetes, Eurotiales, Aspergillaceae. The record is from RefSeq and is a predicted model, not a curated record.